Messenger RNA from Poecile atricapillus (Black-capped chickadee), 1009 nucleotides. RefSeq names its product Ras converting CAAX endopeptidase 1 (gene RCE1). The record is from RefSeq and is a predicted model, not a curated record. The transcript is spliced from 8 exons. Gene Ontology annotation, molecular function: metalloendopeptidase activity. Lineage: Eukaryota; Metazoa; Chordata; Aves; Passeriformes; Paridae. Gene Ontology annotation, biological process: CAAX-box protein processing. Gene Ontology annotation, cellular component: endoplasmic reticulum membrane. Bases 15 to 959 code for a protein of 314 amino acids.
GCCCCGCCCCCGCCAUGGCGGCCCCUCAGCCCCCCGGUUCCCCCUGGGCCGGGCCGGGGUCGGGAGCGGCCCCCGGAGCCGCCGGGGCCGGGCCGUGCUGGGCCGCGGUGCUCGGCUGCCUCAGCCUGGCCUGCUCCUACGUGGGGAGCCUGUACGUGUGGGGCAGCCCCCUGCCCAGGGACCACCCGUCGGUCAUCAAGCGCCGCUUCACGAGCGUCCUGGUGGUGUCGGGGCUGUCCCCGGCCCUGGUGUGGCUCUGGAAGGAGCUCACGGGGGUCAAGGCCGACACCCCCCUGCCCGCGCUGCUGGGGCUGCGCCUCGAGGGGCUGGUCCCGGCCACGCUGCUGCCUCUGCUGCUCACCAUGAUCCUGUUCCUGGGGCCGCUGAUCCAGCUGUCCAUGGACUGUCCCUGGCGGUGGCUCGAUGGCAUCAGGGUGGCCCUGGACCCGCGGGUGUGGGUGCUGUGCCUGGGGGACGUGCGCUGGCUGCGGAACCAGGUGGUGGCCCCUCUGACGGAGGAGUUGGUGUUCAGGGCCUGCAUGCUGCCCAUGCUGGUGCCCUGCACAGGGCCCGGCCCCGCUGUGCUGGCCUGCCCCCUCUUCUUCGGGGUCGCCCAUUUCCACCACGUGAUCGAGCAGCUCCGCUUCCGCCACGGCUCCGUCGGCAGCAUCUUCAUGGCAGCAGCAUUCCAGUUCUCCUACACGGCCGUGUUUGGGGCCUACACGGCCUUCCUGUUCCUCAGGACCGGUCACCUGGCGGGGCCGGUGCUGUGUCACUCCUUCUGUAACUCCAUGGGGUUCCCGGCGCUGGGCGCGGCUCUGGGGCACCCGCGGCGCCGGGCGCUGCUCCCCGCGUACCUGCUGGGGGUGCUGGGCUUCCUGCUCCUGCUGCACCCCCUGACCGAACCCGCCUUCUUCGGGGCGCGCCCCCCCUGCCGCGACCCCCCCGCCUGCUCCUGACACGGGGAGGGGGCGCCCGCCCCUCCCCAAACCCCCCCCCCACCCCUCUU